CCUCACUGGUUUGCGUAUUCACGUGGUGAGAUAUCAAGCGAGCUCUCUCCACCACCAACCAAAUCGAUCGCCGAGCAAGACAUCCACUGAUCCACACCCGCACACAUGACGACGCCGCCUCCCGCCGCCGCCACGACGUUGCCCUUCUCUCUCCUGCUCCUCCCCCGCGCCGCCGCCGCCGCGACUCCUUCUCGCCGCGUCAGGAGCAACCCGGCGGCGGCGGGACGACAUGGCGGCGUGCGGUGGACGGGAGGUGGGGCUGGGAGGAGGCGGCAGCGGCAGCGGCGGCGGCUCGUGGGGCUCUGCUGGGCGGCGGUGGUGCAGGAGGACGGCGUGCUGCUGCCCAAGGAAGGGGAGGACGAGGCGGCGAGCGGCGCCGGGGGGAGGUACGACUGGAGGGAGGAGUGGUACCCGCUGUACCUGACCAAGGAGGUGCCCGACGACGCCGCGCUGCCGCUCACCGUGUUCGACCGGCAGCUCGUGCUCUACCGCGACGCCGGCGGCGAGCUCCGCUGCCACGAGGACCGGUGCCCCCACAGGUUAGCGAAGCUGUCAGAAGGGCAGCUCGUCGACGGCAAGCUGGAGUGCCUGUACCAUGGGUGGCAGUUCGACGGGCAGGGCAAGUGCGUCAAGAUUCCACAGCUGCCUGAUGGCGCGAAGAUCCCGAAGAACGCGUGCGCGCGCAGCUACGAGGUGCGGGAGUCGCAGGGCGUGGUGUGGGUGUGGAUGUCGGAGUCGAGCCCGCCGGAGGAGAAGAAGCUGCCGUGGUUCGAGCCGUACGCGCGGCCGGGGUUCAGCGACCUGUCGACGGUGCACGAGCUCCCCUACGACCACUCCAUCCUGCUGGAGAACCUCAUGGACCCGGCGCACGUGCCCAUCUCGCACGACCGCACCGACUGGACGGCGAAGCGGGAGGACGCGCAGCCGCUCUUCUUCGAGGUCACCGAGCGCACGCCGCGCGGGUUUGCCGGGUACUGGGGGCGGCAGCGGACGCCGCACCUGCGCAACCUGCUCCGCUUCGAGGCGCCCUGCGUGCUCACCAACACGCUCGAGUUCGUCGACAAGGACGGCAGGGAGCAGUGCUUCUCGGCGCACUUCCUCUGCCGGCCCGCCGGCCAGGGGAAGUCGAUGCUCCUCGUGCGCUUCGGCUCCACGGCGAGGUCGCCGCUCGCCAUGGUGCUCCCGCCGUGGUACCUGCACCAGAACGCCUGCAAGGUGUUCGAGCAGGACAUGGGGUUCCUCUCGUCGCAGAACGAGGUGCUGCUCCGGGAGAAGGUGCCCACCAAGGAGCUCUACCUCAACCUCCGGUCGUCGGACACCUGGGUGGCGGAGUACCGGAGGUGGAUGGACAGGGCGGGCCACGGCAUGCCCUACUACUUCGGGCACAGCACGCUGUCGCCGCCGCCGGUGCCGGCCGUCGUCGAGCAGGCGCCGGCGGGGGCCGUCGCCGGCAUCUCCGCGUCGUUCCCGGCCAAGGGCGGCGUCGGCACGACGCACGCGCCCAACCCGACCAACAGGUACUUCCGCCACGUCGUGCACUGCAAGGGGUGCAGGGACACCGUCAAGAAGUACACCUCCCUCAAGAACGCCUUCGCCGUCCUCGCCGCGGCGGCCGUGGCCGCGGCCGUCCUGGCGGCGACGAGGCAGUGGAAGGCCGUCUUGCUGGCGUCCGCGGCGGCGCUGGCCGCGGCGUCGUACGCCUGUAACUGGGUGCUUUCUCUUAUCACGACCAAUUUUAUUAGGACACACAGGAGACUGUAAAUGGUACAUACUGUAGUAGCAAUGUAGUAGAACGGUAGAUAUUUCUUUGUUUUGUUCUUGUAUAUUUGUAUCCUUACAUGAGUAAAGACGUUCAGUUAUUGAUAGUAUAGUUUUGUUAUGAGUGAUG
Oryza brachyantha (malo sina) is the source of this 1888-nucleotide messenger RNA. RefSeq names its product protein TIC 55, chloroplastic. Gene Ontology annotation, cellular component: chloroplast. The record is from RefSeq and is a predicted model, not a curated record. The transcript is spliced from 3 exons. Lineage: Eukaryota; Viridiplantae; Streptophyta; Magnoliopsida; Poales; Poaceae. Gene Ontology annotation, biological process: protein targeting to chloroplast. Gene Ontology annotation, molecular function: chlorophyllide a oxygenase activity; 2 iron, 2 sulfur cluster binding. The coding region runs from base 106 to 1761 and encodes 551 amino acids.